GGCGAGAUGCUACGCCAUUGGUCUCCUCGUUUUUACCUUCACAUCGGAGUCACGAGUUCUCAGUUCGCGCAUAGCCGCCGGAGAGGAAGGAUGUGUUGUGUCGUUCGUCGCUUACCUCGACUCGACAAGACAGAGAGAAAUUAGGGCCGUGGUACAUCUUCAAGACGUUUGCGUGCGUCAAUCGUGUCUUAUCGACGUUUACAGGCUAAUCAAGCGGCUGACAAAUGAACGCACACCAUGACAUCCCGUAAAAACUUGGUCGUUGUAUUAACGAUAGUACUUGGGAUUCUCGCAGUUAACGUUUACGCCAGAUCUUGGGAUUUAGCGAUAGUGAUAGGGCGCGAGGUGGAAUUUUUGGCGCGAAAUCAGACGGUAACUGGACAGGCGAAAUUAGCGGAAGCUGUGACCCUGUCGGGGGUUGCUUACGAUGAUACCACUAAGACAAUGUAUUUCAGCGAUGUGAGUAACAACAACAUAACCCUGUUCAGCAAUGACUUGAGGGACAAGAAUUUCACGUUGAAACCACUGCUUAAAAAACACAACAAGAGCAGUUACAUUAUUGCCAUCGUCUUCGACACAAGCAGACGAACCUUAUUUUGGAGCGACCCCAUGCAAGGAGUGAUCAUGAAGAUGCACGUACCACUAGACGGCCCACCGGAUGAACCAACGAUCCUCCACAAUUUGACGCACCAGAGUCCGCGCGGUAUCGCUUUGGACGCAUGUAACAGUCACAUAUACUGGGUGAACAGCAAUAAUACGAAUCCAAGUAUCGAGCGGUCGGAUCUCGAUGGAAGGAAUCGAGUAACAGUGAUCAAGGAGAAUUUAUACGAGCCGUUGGCAGUCGCUGUUGAUCACAGCAACAAGAAGCUGUAUUGGAUCGACGAUGCGGAAGGCGUGAGGAUCAACAUGGAGCGCAGCAAUCUCGAUGGUAGCGAGCGUGAACUGUUGGUUCACCCCAAGAGUCAUCAGCCGGUGCAUCUGGCAUUGGACAACGACUCGAUAUAUUGGUCCGAUUUGGUGCACAGAGCCGUUUGGACUAUACCAAAAGACGCAAAACUUGGAGAUUUGCCGAGUAAAUUUCGUUCGUAUCAGUCGAAUCACGAUGCCGAGCCGGCUGGUAUCGUUACGCGUGAUAACCUUGGCAAAGCAGACUGCUCGGCUGGCGUGAAUGUAAAACCAAGAGCUAACCUGACGAUCGUGCAAAUCGACGAAAUGUCGUACAACAAUUUAACAACCAGCACGGAGGAAUCGGAAUCAACUACCGAGACGUUCCAAUACUGCCUGAAUGAUGGUCACAUCGACGAGAAUGAAGGAAAGUGCCAGUGCAGACUUGGAUUCACUGGAACGCAUUGCGAUGUAGAUCUCUGUCACAAUUACUGCUUCCGUGGCAGUUGUAACAUAAACAGUGACGGGUUGCCCACAUGUAGGUGCAACGACACAUUUACCGGACCAAGAUGUGAAACAGACCUGUGCAAGGAUUAUUGCUUGCACGACGGUCAGUGUUCCGUCCAAGAUGAGAAGCCAGUUUGUAAAUGUAAAUAUUCCGAGGGGGCUCGUUGCGAGAUUUUAAGCAAUAUUAAACUUUGUGAGGUGUUCUGUGCGAACACCGAGCCAGUUCCUACUAGCGUCGCCACUGCUAACUGCAGAUGCACCGAAAGAAAUCAAGCACAAAUGGUGACAGCUAAAGAGGAUAAUGAAUACAGAACGAUACUACCAAUUCUUAGUGUAAUCGUUGGAGUACUUAUUUUCGUGAUAGCCGUACUUAGUUAUUAUGUAAAUAAAUUUCGAAAACGGCCACGCAUUAAAAAGCGCUUUGUCGUCAGCAAAGGUGGUGUGACGCCACUUACGUCUCGGCCGCAACUGCCGGACAAUCAGUGCGAAAUAACCAUAGAGAAUUGCUGCAACAUGAAUAUCUGUGAAACUCCAUGUUUCGAACCAAAAUUACGUGCUGCAGCGCCAGAAACCAAUGGUUCUAAGAAAGAGGAGAAGAAUUCUUUGCUCGAUAACAUGGAGGAGAAUUCGUGGUAGCAUAAAUUGUUUGGAUGUGUCAAUUGACAAAGAGUUUAUGGACUUGAGAAAUUCGUGAAAAAUUUAGCUUUGCGGAACUGCACACGUUUGUAUAUACCGCAGAAUGCUGUAGUAUUAUUGUUAUGUUUAAUAACGAUGCUUACGAGAUGUACGAGAACACCUUGACGAUGUCAGUC
Messenger RNA from Frieseomelitta varia, 2204 nucleotides. RefSeq names its product protein cueball (gene cue). The record is from RefSeq and is a predicted model, not a curated record. The coding region runs from base 238 to 2028 and encodes 596 amino acids. The transcript is spliced from 7 exons. Lineage: Eukaryota; Metazoa; Arthropoda; Insecta; Hymenoptera; Apidae.